This is a messenger RNA of Fusarium poae, 792 nucleotides long. RefSeq lists its product as uncharacterized. The transcript has 4 exons. The record is from RefSeq and is a predicted model, not a curated record. Lineage: Eukaryota; Fungi; Ascomycota; Sordariomycetes; Hypocreales; Nectriaceae. Bases 1 to 792 code for a protein of 263 amino acids. Gene Ontology annotation, molecular function: hydrolase activity.
AUGAAGUUUCUGAACCCAAUCGCUGUUAUACUCUCACUUGUCUCGUCUAUCGCCCCUGUUGGGGCGGCAGAGGCUACAGCUAUUGAAACCAGUCAUCUGAGGGGGGAGGAGGUCGAAUACAAAGGAUUAACUUUAUACAUCUCGAAGCCGCACAAAUCACUUGGCUACAAGAAGCCAGGAAGUAGGACUGGCGUGCUAUUUUUGACAGACAUUUACGGUCUCAAACUUAAAGAGAACAAAGAAUUAGCCGACAACUUUGCCAAAGAGGGCUACGUCACAGUCAUGCCAGAUCUCUUCAAAGGUUCACCGGCACCAAUUGAGGAGACUGCCGGUUUCAAUGUGACAGAGUUCCUCGCCAAGUACCCCCCAAGUGUGACCGAUCCAGUCGUCGCCAAAGCAAUCAAGUAUCUUCGUCAAGAACUCAAAGUCAACAAGGUUGCUGUCAGUGGCUAUUGUUAUGGCGGAAGAUAUGUUUUCAGGGAACUUAAAAGCAAGGGUGGAGCAGAUGUUGGUUUCACGGCGCAUCCUAGUUUAUUGCAGACUGAGGAGAUUCAGGCUGUUACGAAACCCGUCUCCAUUGCUGGUGCUGCCGAUGAUAAUAUCUUUCCUCAGCCGAGGCAAGCAGAGACAAACGCUAUCCUCACAAAGAUAGGAAAGCCGUUUUCUUCAACUUUGUACAGUGGAACAACUCAUGGAUUUGCGAUUCGUGCGAAUCUUUCAGAUCCGCAGCAGGCUUUUGCCAAAACAGAAGCAUUCUACCAGGCUGUUCGUUUUUUUGAAGCUUGGGACUAG